GCAAAAACAUAUAUCCUAUUAUUUUUAUGGAGGCCAAGCCAAUCAUGAUAACAGUUUAUUCCACUAAUUAAGGUUCAAUAAUAAUUUGUUUUCAAUAUAAGAUAAGAGUGGACUCAAUAUUUUUGGGCUAUAUACUUUGUCUAUAUCAAUCAUCAAACACUACCAUCAUUUCAUUUGUUCCUAAAAAACAUGGCUUUCUGUGCCCUUCAAAACACCCCUUCAAUUCUUUUCUUACAUGUACUGCUUAUUAUUCAUACAACAUAUGCUGCAACUAAUGAUUCAGACACUUCUCAAGAUGGUUAUAUCUAUAAUCUUUGUCCACACAUGGAGGCUGCUGAUGCAACGAGGGAUUACCAAAACAAUCUCAACACUGUUCUAUCUUACCUCUCCUCCAAUUCCACCACCAAAGACCGGUUCUACAACGCGACUGUUGGGACCGGAGAUAGUAAGGUGUACGGGCUGUUUUUCUGUCGUCUUGAUAUCACUGAUGCAAUCUGUCAGGAGUGUGUCUCUAAGGCUAUUAACGCGUUGACUACUCGAUGCCCUGGGAAGAAACAAUCGAUUGUGUGGUACUUUGAUCAAUGUGUGGUUCGGUAUGCAGAUGAGCAGUUUCUUGGUACCAUGCUUGAAACUCCUAUGAUUCCGAUGUGGAACAGAGAAAAUACUCUUGAUAUUUGGGAUGUUACCAGUAACAUGACAGAUUUUAUGCAAGUUCUGUUGAAAACUCUAGAUGAUGCAGCAGAUAACGCAACAGGCGGAUCACCUCACAAGAAGUUUGCGACAAACGAAGGCACCUUUGCUCAUAAUUUGACGAGCUUUAACACCAUCUAUACGCUUGCUGAAUGUACACCAGAUAUAACCUUGAGUGAAUGCAGACAUUGCCUUGGUGUUACAAUUGGCAAUACAUCAGAACUUUGCAAUGUAAAGGCAGGUUGCACCGUUAUGUGUCCCAACUGUAAUUUAAGGUAUGACACAUACCCUUUCUAUGGAGAUGCAGUUGCAAAUUCUUCAAGGCACUCUCCAAUCCCCAUUUUUAAAGGAACUCAAUCAAACUUUUGGAAGAGGAGACAAACAGUACUUAUAGGCGCCAUCAUUGGUGCAGCUUUGGCAGUGACACUUGUUUUCGCUGCUAUAAUGUUGGUGUGCAAGAGGAAUUCCAAAGAAGCGCAUAAAGCUGACGACUCGGGCGACAUUGAAACGAAAGACUCCUUGAAAUAUAAGUUCAGCAAAAUUAGAACCGCAACUAACAAUUUCUCAGAGGACAAAAAGCUUGGUGAAGGUGGAUUUGGUGAAGUUUUCAUGGGGAAGCUUGAAAGUGGACAAGAGAUAGCUGUGAAGAGGCUAUCAAGGAACUCUAGACAAGGCAUUACAGAGUUUAAGACAGAAGUUCUUUUAGUUGCAAGGCUCCAACACAGGAACUUAGUCAAACUCUUAGGAUUUUGUGUCUCAAAAAAAGAGAAAUUACUUAUAUACGAGUAUUUGCCAAAUUUAAGCCUUGACCAGUUUCUGCAGGAUCCAACCAAAUGUGCAACACUAGAUUGGGAAACAAGAUUCAAGAUCAUAUGCGGAAUCGCAAAAGGACUACUAUAUCUUCAUGAAGACUCUCGUCUUAAGAUCAUACACCGAGAUCUUAAAUGUAGCAAUGUGUUGUUAGAUAAGGAUAUGAAUCCAAAAAUCUCAGAUUUUGGAAUGGCAAGGCUUUUUGGUGCAGAUGAAACCCAGGGAAAUACUAAUAAAAUUGCUGGAACUUUCGGAUAUAUGGCUCCGGAGUAUGUAAUAACAGGCCACUACUCGGUCAAAUCAGAUGUGUAUAGUUUCGGAAUAAUAGUUCUGGAGAUUAUUAGUGGUCAGAAAAACAAGUUUGUCAGACUAGAUAACGAAGACAGAGAAUCACUAGUGCACCGCGCAUGGAGGCUUUGGAACGAGGAGAUUGUGAUGGAAUUGGUGGAUAAUGCGAUUGGAAAAGAUAUACUAGACGAAGAAGUGGCAAAAUGUAUCCAUAUCGGUUUGUUGUGCAUACAAGAAGAUGCGGCGAGAAGACCAAGAAUGACAACAGUGGUUGCUGCUCUUAAUGGUGAUUCUAUAGUUUUACCUACGCCUACACCACCCCAUUUCUUCAUUUCUGGUACAUGCGGAUUGGAGGAAUCUGGUGCAGAUCAAUCUGGCUCAACGUUUUCAGGAUCAAGAAAUAUUACUGUUCUCGAUCCUCGGUAAUUUUAUUGUUCCAGAUGAAAGUGACAAAUUUCUAAGGUCUGUAAUGUAAACUAACUAACUUCCACAUACAACAUGUUGAUGAUUUUUGAUAGAAUUAUAGGGUAGAAUGUAAAGUAUAGACUAUUUUUUUUAACAAAUUUAAUAUAAAUUGUUUUUAUGUCCUUUGUGAAAAUAUGAUAAGCUUAGGGCUUGGCUUAUGACUAAGAGAGCUUCUGUACAAUAUAGGGGAUUUAAAGCUUGGAGUUGAGGGGUGUUCUUAGUUUGAUAACCUGUACUUUGUUCUACAAGAA
Messenger RNA from Beta vulgaris subsp. vulgaris (sugar beet), 2504 nucleotides. RefSeq names its product cysteine-rich receptor-like protein kinase 44. The record is from RefSeq and is a predicted model, not a curated record. The coding region runs from base 190 to 2214 and encodes 674 amino acids. Gene Ontology annotation, biological process: protein phosphorylation. NCBI's taxonomy places the organism in Eukaryota, Viridiplantae, Streptophyta, Magnoliopsida, Caryophyllales, Amaranthaceae. Gene Ontology annotation, molecular function: protein kinase activity; ATP binding. The transcript is spliced from 8 exons.